Molecule: messenger RNA, 3750 nt
Organism: Oppia nitens
Lineage: Eukaryota; Metazoa; Arthropoda; Arachnida; Sarcoptiformes; Oppiidae
Product: probable ATP-dependent DNA helicase HFM1
Exons: 4
Coding region: 250-3750 (1166 amino acids)
Molecular function (GO): nucleic acid binding; ATP binding
Source: RefSeq, a predicted model, not a curated record
UUCUAAAGUUUAUAAUCUUUACAAUAAAGUCAUAGGUUUUCGGAAAAUUAAAUAUUAAAACAAUUAAUGAAAAUAAAUGACAAAUAAAUGGAUUGAAAGACAUAUUUAUUGACCGAAAAUACUUCAAACAAAUAGACAUUUAAUUGAAUGAGUGUUUAGUUUGUACUUUGAAUUAGUCGUCAUUUAAGUGGACAUUGAUUUGUUGACCACUUGUCCAACCAAUCAGUGGUCAAACUAAACGUUUAAGAGAUGAAUGAGUUUCGGUUUGACUUAAAUAAUGUCCGAAAUGAUCACCAAAACCAUACUUUGUCUCAAUGGGUGGUCAGAGCGCAAACCCGAACUGAUAUCGACCCGAACGCCAGCAAUCAAUUGGUGCGCUCAAUGGUCGCCGACAAUAACAAUGACAUUACCGACCAGUACUCGACCGACGGUACGCUAUUACGCCGCGUCUCGGAAUUACCGCCAAAAUAUCGGCCCAUUUUUGACCAAAGAUUUCCAGUGUUUAAUGUAAUUCAAUCGAAAGUCUUCGAUGACAUACUUUUCACUAACAAAUCAAUCGCCAUUUGUUCACCGACUGGAUCCGGAAAGACAGCGGUCUUUGAAAUGGCAAUUAUUCGACAAUUAAUGUCUUUGGAUAAAAAUGAUUGUCCAUUGGAUUUGCUUAAAGUUGUAUAUAUGGCGCCACUGAAGAAACUCGUUGACGAAAAGUAUAGAGAGUUAAAGCAGUCAUUUGAUUCAUUUGGUAUCAAUUGUCUCCAAUUGACUGGUGAUAGUGAUAUAAAAGAUUAUGAACUAUUGAAAAGUGUCAAUAUUGUGGUGACGACACCUGAAAAAUGGGAUUAUAUGAUCAGAAACCACGAAAAUACAUCACUGAUCCGUUCCAUUCAAUUGAUGCUUAUCGAUGAAAUACACUGUAUUUGUGACGAAACCAGAGGCGCUACCAUUGAAGCAGUUAUUAGUCGAAUGAAGACAUUGCGUUCAAUUGAUAUGAAUACCAACUCUGAUUGCGAACUUCGAUUUGUGGCGGCGUCUGCCACAGCACCUAAUGUCGAUGAUAUAUCUCAUUGGUUGGAUCCAAACAAUUCUAUCGGAUAUAACCUUUCAGAUGCACAAAGACCUGUACGACUCCAGAAAAUAGUGAUCGGAUAUCACUUCCAAAAGUCAUGGUCUGAGUUCAGAUUUGACAUUCAAUUAUCAUAUAAAUUGGAUUCAAUUAUUAGGACCUAUUGUGAAUCUAAGCCGACUCUUAUAUUCUGCUCGACCCGAAAGGCAGUCCUUAUGACAGCACAGACACUAUGCAAGUCAUCUAUUAAUGUAUUCAAUUCAUUCACUCAAAGAAAUACUUUAUUAAUGAAAAUUAAUACUUUAAAAAAUUUGGAGCUCAAGAUGUGUACACAAAAAGGUGUUGCCUUUCAUCAUUCGGGUCUUGAAAGAGCUGACAGAUCACUCAUAGAAAGUUUGUUUAUUGAUGGUCUGAUACCGGUGCUCAUAUCGACUACAACAUUGGCUAUGGGUGUUAAUCUACCGGCACAUUUGGUUGUAAUCAAAAAUACUGUUCAAUACACACAAAAUGGUUGUCAAGAAUAUCCUGAGACACAAAUUCUUCAAAUGAUAGGUCGAGCCGGAAGACCACAGUUUGAUAAGAACGCAUUCGCUGUCAUUAUGACCAAAGAAGAGUCUCGAUUUAAAUAUGAAAGACUAUUAAAUGGGACGCAAGUAAUUGAAAGUUGUUUGCAUCGAAAUUUAGUGGAACACCUGAACGCUGAGAUUGCUUUAAAAACGGUUACCUCUCUUGAUAUUGCCAUCAAUUGGAUUCAAUCGACGUUUCUAUACAUCCGAGUUAUGCAAAACCCUAUUUAUUAUGGUAAUACCAGUCAGAUGUCGACAAUUGAUCAAUGUUUACAAAUGGUGCACAACUGGUGCGCUAAAGAGCUGACUGGACUAAAGGAUGCUAAUAUGAUUGCAGCUGACACUGGCCUAACAUACGUCUCACCCACACCUUUAGGCAAAAUUAUGGCCAAAUACUCUGUUUCAUUGCAUACUAUGAUUGAGUUCUGUAAUAUAGUGACUCAAGAAUUUACACUCAGACAGACACUCGAAGUCAUCUGCAGAUGCAAUGAAUUGAAACAUGAAGUACAGCUUAGAGUUAAUGAGAAGACUAUUCUUAAUGAAUUGAAUAAAAGUCAAAAACAGCCGACCAUUAGAUACCCAUUUAAUGGUAAAAUAAAGACAGCAGACAUGAAAAUCAAUUGCUUAAUACAGGCAUCGUUUGGUGCUUUAACUAUACCGGACGCCACUUUAAACCAGGAAUUGACUCAAAUUAUGAGAACCGGUCAACGACUCACUAAAUGUUUGGCUGAAGUCAUGUAUUUUAAUACAAAAGAUAAAAUCAAUGCAAUCAACUCAAAGACUGUGCUAAACGCUAUAAUACUUAAUAAAUGUAUUAAAGCAAAGCUAUGGCACGAUUCGCCACAAGUGACCAUACAAUUGAACAGAAUUGGUCCCAAAAUGUCUAAAGCAUUGGUUAAUAAGGGAUACAAAAGUUUUAAUGAUAUUAAAAAUGCUGAUCCAAGAGAUAUUGAAUUUUGUCUUAAAAGAAAUGCACCCUUUGGUCGACUAUUAAUUGAUGAGAUAAGACAUUUACCAUAUUAUUCAGUGACUAUUGAAGAGAUUAUCAAAAACAAAAGCAAAAGAGAUAAAACAUUAAUCAAAAUAAGUGUUAAACUGGAAAACUUGGAAAACCUAUUUGAAAGAUCAGUUUUGGUACAAAAUCACUGCUGUUAUCUCAUUGUUUGUGAUGAUGACAAUCAAUUGCUUUAUUGUUACAAACUAUUUGAUUCACAACUGAUCAAAAACAAUGGUUCUUAUGAGACAAAAAAUAUUGAUGUUUUUCUAUGCGAUCGAACCAAACAUGUGAGGGUUCACCUCAUUAGUGAUUCAUUUGUGGGUCUCGAUGUCGAGUGUACGCUAAGACUCGCACCGGCAGAUGCUUACCGUUCGACAGCUGAUCCAAACCGUUCGAAAGCUUUCUCAGACACAUCGUGGGAAUCGAGGGACAACAGUGAGAGCGCUGAGGGCUGUCAACACAAAUGCGCCGAUAAGAGUAGUUGUGGUCACAGCUGUUGUAAAAAAGGAUUGACUUCAAGCUAUGAUAGCACUAACAAACAGGUCAAAAAAAUUAAGAAACAAAAUGUAGACGAAAAACAUGAAAAUCAAGUGAAAAGACUCAAACAAACUAACAGUAGUUUAGAUGAUUGGGUCAUCAAAAUGGAUAAGACUUCACUGCACAAGACUCACAUGAAAUCUGAAUCAACUGAUUGCACACAAAGUCAUUAUUUUAACAAUAAUUCACAACAAAAUAAAUUAGUCAUUCCAGACAUUACUGAUGAUUUUAAUGACGACUUCACUGAUGAUUUUAAUGAAGACUUCACUGAUGAAGACAUACCUGAUAUCAGUUUCGAUACUUACCUUAACGUUAAGUCAGAGCCAACAGACGAAACUGAUUUCAGUGCAGACUUAGAAUUUGAUACUAAAUGCGAACAAUUGUUUACUUGUAGUGAAGACUUCCAAAGAUUUGACAGUCAAACUACUAAUCAAUUGAUUGAUAGCACAAUAAAACAGGAAACCAGUCAUCAGUAUUCACAGUCUAAUACUAUUAAAGACUUACCUUUCUCUAUGUCUCAGUGGUCACUGUUUAUGCCGACCAUUCAUUUGGAGGGAAAGUCAUUUUUUAACGACCCUCACAAGUAA